Messenger RNA from Penicillium brasilianum, 4797 nucleotides. The record is from the annotation of a GenBank genome assembly. Lineage: Eukaryota; Fungi; Ascomycota; Eurotiomycetes; Eurotiales; Aspergillaceae.
CAUUGUCCCGCUGCCAGGUCUGCCACUGGCUCUCGGAUCUUCAUCGAGGAGCCAAUGACGGCGCUAAUCAUGACAAGCUACUGCAGGAGGGUGUCUGGGAUUUGUGCAGAAGAUGAGCUUGCAGGGGGCUUGAUUGGGUGGGUGGGAUGAUGCGCAUGUUGGACGUCUCUUUGAAGUCGGACCAGCCUGGGACUAGGACUAGGGGAUUGUUACUCAUAAAGGAGGCUUUUUUAAUGAAGGGCUAGAGCUUGGGGUAAGCUGUCUGGUGGGGAUGUUUUAUUUUUAAUUUCUUGAUUCUUUCUCUUUUUGAUGCCAUCGGUUCGGCAUACUUUUUUUAAAAGCUAGUCUCGUUUACUUUUUCUCCCUCCCUCUUCUUCGUUCUCUACAAGUUGUGUGUUUGAUCGAGUACGCGUACGCUGGUGUGGCUAUUUCCUUGGUGUUUUGUUCGGAAGUCUAUUCGCCUUUGUGCGGAUUUGGUGUCGUUUCAUCGUUGCGUUGUUUCGGGGAGUUGCCUUGUCGUGGUAUUAAUAGAAGGUGCUGGAUUUCUUUGUUGCCUCUGCCUGGAGACCUGGAAAGUGUGUGCGCAUUUUCUGCAGGAUCAUCAUCUUGCAUCUUGUCAUCUGCAGCAGUCAUCCACUUCUCUCGCUGUCUUCUGCAUUACAUCUCUUGAUACAUGUUCUUUGAUCCUACAUAUCAGCAAACAAAAUGCCUUCUCGACGGCCUCAACAGCCCCAACUGCAGGUCCCAGUCCUUCCAGCCUUCCCCCUCUCAUCCCCCAUCAGCGAGGAAAUCUCGAGUCCAUCAUGUUCAUCCGCAGAGGAUCGAGAUUUGGAGCGUACCCGGCCAUUUGACUUUCUAGUCAAAGCGACUAGACACAAAAUCGAGUCGAGAUCAGGAAAGGAUGGCAAUCAUUCGCCUAGUCUGUCUCACCGGGAUCGACAUGAUCAUAACAAACGACACAGUAUUCGGGGUAUCAUGAAGAAACGGAAGAAUGUAGCAAAACCUGUGGGGUUGAAUUUAGUCACGGACUUUUCACUCGCGGCGCCGCCGAAGAAACAACCUGAUAAUGGACCCGCGCCGUUUGUCGACUUGAACGAUCUCAAAUUGUUGUCCAAGGAUCGGGCGAAGGAACGAUCUGGGCAGGGCAAGGACUCGACGGUUACUAAUGACGAUCCAUCCGUGAUCAUGAAUUCGUCGAAUAUCUCCCGGAAGAGAGCAUCCUUCCACCAGCUUCCUGAGGAAACCAGCCGCAUACAAAACGAGACUGCGAAUCCAUUUCUGGACCCGAAACUCGAGAAUCCCUUUAGUGAUAGAUUCGAUCAUGGCCUCUCGCCCUCUGAUCGACAUGUCAUGAUCGGUCUGUCCGUGCCUCGCAACGAGUCUUCGCAUCAUAUGAGGGAAAUUGAUAGCGCCGGGACACCCCUUACACCUUCCAUCGUUGUGACGCCCGCCCGUGAAGAUGCCCCCUGGUCGACAUCCAGUCCGGAAGGUCUGCGGCCCCGCGCAACGUCAAGUAUCUAUUCCCAACCCACGCCUCGACUGUGGCAAAAUGGUCCGGAUAUCCCGCCAGUACCGGUUAUACCAGCGGAACAUUCAACAAAGAAUACGGGCGAGUCGGAUUUCCUGAGGGCCCAUGUUGCGGCUAUGACUCGCAAACGCAGGUCUAUGUCUGUGGAAACUCUUAUUGAGGAUGAUAUUGCGGAUCACGGACACGUGCAUGAAUCCCUGGAUGAUAACGAUCAGACUGCCUUGACAAGACUCAGUGUCAAUACCCAGGCGACCAGACCCGAGUCCCAGGGGUGGUGGACAUAUCUUCUUUCCCCACUCCUGGGGAAGAAAAGUCCUCUGAGUCCGUUGUUUCCUCGGGGUGCAGCCCCCAGUGCGCCAAGUACGAGAGGCACACACAAAGAGUGGUGGGAGAAAGAAGUUUCCUGUUUCUCUCCCGAAACGCCAGAGUCGGCCGUGCCGAGUCAAUGGCAAGAGGACAAGAAAAGUCUCGAGCAAUCUCGGUCCCUUGGAGUCAAUGACGAGCCGGUCUCGUCGGCCAAGAGGCAAACCACUACAUCGAUGAUAUUCGGUGGACGACCUAUCCAGGGCGAAGCCGCGGAGUAUUAUCAAGCAUGUGCCCACGAACUGUUCAGCAAAACACCCUAUUUCGAGUGUUGCAACCAUAUCUGCUCUAUUACACCGGAGGCCGUUGUAGCGGCCAUCUAUGCUGCGCAAUUUCAGGCUGAUAAAGGGGAGACUCGAGAUCGGGGAUUGAUCUUUGCUGAAGCCCAGGCACAGCAGAAGGAUCGCAGUUUGCCCGGAACAUUGGCUGGGAAUAAGGGUCUUCUUAUUGAUGUUGACUCGCCCACGGAAGAGAGCGCUAAGGGUAUUGAGCAUUCGAAGGAGAUUAAUUCGCCUGCGUCGACUUGUUCCUCGGAUUCUUGGUCUUCGAGUAUCACCGAUGAGAACGAAGUCGAGCAUGAGAAAGGCUUAUCUGGACCAACACAGGAGACGACUCGAGGAGUCGUUCCUGAUGCUCCAAUUGCGCAACCGGCUCAACAUCCCCCUGCUGCAGUGCCAGUUCAUGAGCCUGCUCCUGUUCCUACAGCUUUCAUGCCCGAGCCUCCACCUCCGGGUCCAAUUCCAAUAGCUCCUGCAGUCAUGCCCGAAGCACCACCGCCACUCCCAGCACCAGCACCGGCUCCUCAGAUUAUCAACACCAUUUCACCACCAACGAAUAACAUUCACUAUAUGCAGCCGCCUAUCGCAACGCCAUCAGAACCCGUUCCGAUAGAAAGGGCAGCUCCGCAAUACGGCUCUACUUUCCCCCCUGUGAACGAGCCCCCACCUCCAGCGCCCAUGCCACAAGAACAACCGCGAGCAAUGAAUGAGUGGCCAAUAGUUCCUCCCCCUGCAGCACAUGAUCCAACACACGGGGAGUCAACAAGAGCUGCCCCGGUCCCUGCACCUAUGGCACCGUUCCCAACUUCCGAGCCAUUGCAGGAGAAUCAUGUACCACCACCGAAUCCAAAUCACAAUGAGCCAAUUUCACCUGCAUUCCAGCGUGCUGCGGGGGGACCGGGAGCCAUUCCAAUGAGCUCGAUGAAUGAAGUACAAGUACCGGCACCAGCAUACGGUCAAUACACCCGUGACGAAGCAGCUCUGCCUCCACGAUAUGCACUUCAUCCAGCCCCUGGGGCAGCCAUUAUGAAUCCCACCGGUGAAAGAGGACCAGGAGAAGCCCGGCGUCAGAGAUUAGAAAGGGAGGAUGCAAUUGGCAGAAAGAUUGGCGGGUUCUGGCGCGGACGGGCCUGUUUCAGCAAAAAGGGUUGCUUUGGCCGUCCAGGCCGUGAAGGUCGCACGAAACGGCGCUGGUACUUUUGUAUUUGCAUGUUCUUCCUGAUCAUUGUGGUUCUGGCUAUUGUGCUAGCACUCACAUUAACCAGAAAGGGCGACAGAACUCCAGUCCAGUCCCAGUGGCUCAAUCUAACGGGGUACCCCCCCAUGCCAACGGGUAUCUCUACAGUCGCCGGAGCCGAACCUCAGCUCGAGAGGUCAAGCUGUAUCAAACCCUCCUCUCUAUGGAGCUGCGCACUUCCCAAGGGUCAGCAGUCCGAUAACAAGCCCUACGCCGCAGACGAGCCCAACUUCCGUCUCGAGAUCCGCUUCCGCAACGGGACAUACAAUCACAGCACGGUUCCAAUCUCAAGCAAAACCCGUCGAGCAGAUGCCAAUUCUUGGGAUCCAUCACCCUCACCACCAAGCAUCGCAGAUCAAACAUUCAUAGGCAACACAACGGAUGGGAACUCCCUGCCCUACGCCGGCGAAGAAACUCCAUUCUACCUGACUAUCCUGUCACCCCUUAAAAUAACAUCCACUUCCCUCUACCGCCGCUCCUCAACAAAUGACACAACACUCUUCCCAAACUUGACAGCCGUCAUUCCCGCCCCGUCUGAGAACUCGGACGGCACAGCCGCAGCCGCAACACUCUACCCACUCCCCGAAUCCCAACCGGUCCGCCUAUAUAACCGCGGCAAAGACAACGAACACUACGGGUUCUACACAUACUUUGACAAAUCAAUCUUCCUCGCCUCCCGCGCCCCUCUAAACGGCAGCGCAACCGACUCCUCCCCCCUCGACACGGACGGGGGCUCCACCGAAUCCGACGCCGUCACCCGCUGCACCUGGUCCCAAACACGCUUCCUCGUGCAAAUCUGGACUCAGCCGUCGAAAAUGGGCUACACGCUCGUCAAGGCUAGUGGGAAUAGCUCAAGCAGUACGAGCACGAGUACCGUCUCCACAGCAACGGCUACAACUUCCACGUCCUCGCCGACAUCAUCUUCGUCGGCGACCGAUUAUACACGACCCGGCUCAUUCCCGUAUCCGAUUAGUAUUACCAUUGAUCGACACGGUGGCGCGGAGAAGAAGAAGUUGCUGUAUUGUUACGGUCUGGAGAGUGAUCAGCAUUAUAAUAUCACGGAUCGGAAAUUGCAGCUUGAAGACAGAGGGUUCGGGGGCACUUUGAUUAAUCCCGCGUCGGGGAUAUUCGAUGAUUUGGAGGGGGAUUCGAAUUCGACUUCGAGUUCCGGGUAUGGUGGGACUGAUGGGGGCACUGGGGGUUGUGCUUGUCGAUGGGCGAAUUGGGUCGUGAGGUCUUGAGCAUGAUUGGGGUUUGGAUUUGGGGGAUUUUUUUCGUUUCUUGCAUAGAGCAUCGUUUGUGAUGCCUUUCCUUUGUUUUGAUACAAAAUUUCAAAGAUUCUUUCGUGUCACAUUAGGUCACAUUUCCUCUUUACGGUCUAUAUCAAGUGG